Molecule: messenger RNA, 195 nt
Organism: Candidula unifasciata
Lineage: Eukaryota; Metazoa; Mollusca; Gastropoda; Stylommatophora; Geomitridae
Source: the annotation of a GenBank genome assembly
UCACUGAGGGUCAGCUUGAGCAUGUUGCUGCCGGCAGGGAUGUUAGCUCUGGCUGAUGCACUGGCCACAGUCAGGAGGGUAGAGAAAGUCUUGUUGCUACCAGAAAAGUCAUCACUGAUUAGUCGACCAUCCACCGCAUCACUGAGUGAAGAAAUUGCUAUUAAGUUUAGUAACUAUUUCGCAAGCAGAGAAAAG